AUGCCGCCAAAACGAAAGGCCCCGGGCUCCGCGAAGGCAUCUUCGGCCAAACGCGCACGUACCGCCGCGGGUACGCAAUCGCCAAACAGGCCUGCAAUCGGGGACUCCAUCGCCGUGCUGCCCCCUGUGCCAGCUACCCCAUCCGCAUCACGAGAAAAUGCGGGUUCCGCUGCAGCUACAGCCGCCGAUACCACCGCCAAACGGACACGGAACUCCUCUAAGAAGGAUGGUUCUGCCACCCCUGGCAGCGCGAAACUGAGUUCGCGGAGGUCUACCCUCACACCAAGGAUUCGGGGCACUCCGCGGAGGAAAAGGGACGAUGAUGCUGUCGCUGAAGAAGUACUAGAAGGAGAAGGGGGGGCGGGGGAAGAUGAGGAAGAACCGGGUGCUGGGCCAUCGGCAGAGCCUACCGAUAAGCGGACCGAUCCCUUUGAUGCACCUUCAUCCUCGGGAGACGAGCUUUCAAAGGAUCAACCACAGGUUCCCAAACCCUCUCUAGGAGCGAAGGCGAAGAGCAGGCGACCGAAGAUUACUUAUAAGACACGAAAGCCGGUUGUUCAGGUAGAUGGUAGCGAUGAUGAGAUUUCUACUACUAGAUCUUCGCCUGUUCUUCCUGCCAAGAAAGUUGUUCCGGCUCCUGUUACCCCCGCUACCACUAUUAAGCCACGUUCUCGUCCUCCUAGAACUCAGCGAAAGAGAGCUCUGCCCGCUCCGGAGAAUCUCGGUGUUGCGCCUGUGGCGCCGAUAGGACACGGGUCGGAAGAGGCUACACCGAGUGCUGGGAAGAAGGGAGUGAGAGCUAGUGCUGCAAGAAAGAAAAUUCCCCAGCAGACUAAGGAGGACGACAUUGAAGAGGAGGAGGAGAAGGAGGAGGUGGGGGAUGGGGAGGAUGAGGAAUCAGAUGAGAUGGUAGCGCCGCCGGAGGAAGAUGUUGAUGGAGAACAUGAAAUUGAUGAGGACUUUGUGGCUACCGGUGGAACGAUUGUUACCUCUGGGCAAUCUGCUAGAGCUUUAAGAAAAGAGGAGAGAGAAUCGGCGAAGAAGCGACUAUCAUUUAUGACACCGGCAAAGGAGACUAUGGCUACCUUGGUAGGACUAGAGGAUCCCUUCGCUUCGGAGCGACCAAAACGUACCCGUGUAGAGAUUGUUAGUGAAAAUAUGGUGGCUUCAGACCCAGCUGCAGACGCUAUCCCGGAUGCGGACUUGGAACAAUUCCCGGUGGAGUCAAUCCAGCGAUUAAAAAAGAGAGUUAUGCCGAAAUUAAUGGGAAGAAAGCGAACUAAGCUUGUUGGCGUUUUGGAUGAGGAAGGGUAUGCACGCCGAGCUUGAUAUCAUUUAUAUCUGCAAGAGAUGCUAACUUCCUAAUGGACAUGUCCGCCACCUACUUAAGCAAACUGUCGCUGCGGGUGAGGGUAAUUCGAUGUUGAUUAUUGGGGCGCGAGGCACCGGAAAGACUACAGUAGGAUUUUGGACUUGUCUGGCUUGGUGGGCUUAGACUAACACACACUAGCUUCUGGAAAGCGCUAUCUCGGAUCUUACAGAGGAGCACAAAGGAGAAUUCCUUACAGUCCGUCUGAAUGGUUUUUUUCAGACGGACGACAAAAUUGCCCUUCGGGAAAUAUGGCGCCAAUUGGAUGUUGGAAUGGAGCUUGAUGAGGGAGAUCAACCAAAGGUAACUGUUUCCGCUCUUGCCUAGGCCUCUUGCAAUCUGACACUUUCCAUAGGCUACCAAUUUCGCAGAUACACUUUCCUCCAUCCUCGCUAUUCUUUCCCACCCAGAUGAGCUCAGAGCACCAGAUGGGGAAGCGGAGGAGCCAGCACAAGAGGAUCCGUCAAGUACUACUACAACUUUGUCUGUCAUCUUUAUCCUAGAGGAGUUUGAUCUCUUCGCAACUCAUCCCCGUCAAACACUUCUAUAUAACCUCUUUGAUAUUGCACAAUCUCGCAAGGCCCCUAUUGCUGCUAUUGGCACAACAACACGCAUAGACGUUGUCGAGUCUUUAGAGAAACGAGUUAAGAGCCGCUUUAGCCAUCGUACCGUCCAUCUCAAGAAUCCCCCCACCCUGAAGGGUUUUUGGGAAAUAUGCAAAGAAGGAUUAAGUGUGGAUAUGGACGAGGUUGACUCGGAAAUAAAUGGCCCAUCAGACGAAGAUCGGCAUUGUUUUGAGGCUUGGAAUAGUCAUAUAGAGGUAUUGGUUCCCCACACUUUUUCUUAAACUCCGGGGUACUAACAAAUGGGACGUAGAACCUCUAUAAUAACGAUAGGCAAUUCCAACGGCACUUGAGACGCAUCUACGCCCAGAACAAGGACCCCAAAUCGUUCUUUAAUAGCUGCAUUCUUCCGUUGUCAAGUUCAACCACAUCUUUCCCCACUGGCCCCUCCUUCUCAUUACCUGCCAAUCAACUUGGCGAGCCAGACAGCAUCUUAUCAAUCCUUGAUGGUCUCACUGAUUUGGAACUAACCCUUCUCAUCGCGGCCGCCCGGCUUGAUAUUAUUUCUGAUACGGAUACGUGCAACUUCCAGAUGGCCUAUUCGGAGUACACUGCGCUUACGUCGUCCCUAAAGGUAACUAGUUCCGCAACUGGUGUUACGGCAGGUCGUUUGUGGAGCAAAGAGGUCGCCCUAGGGGCGUGGGAACGACUAGCGGAAUACGAACUACUCGUACCCGUGGUUAUAAGUGGCGGUUCCGGAGGUGGCGUCAGCAGGGAGGGAAGAAUGUGGAGGGUUGAAGUUGGUCUCGCGGAGAUUGGGAAGUGUCUCGAGAUGGGGCGGGCCGGGGUUGGACGCGCGGGGUUGGGCAAGUGGUGCAAGGAGGUGUAG
Molecule: messenger RNA, 2821 nt
Organism: Tuber aestivum (summer truffle)
Lineage: Eukaryota; Fungi; Ascomycota; Pezizomycetes; Pezizales; Tuberaceae
Source: the annotation of a GenBank genome assembly